CUUCUGAGAUGCAGAGCUCUAGUAUGAUAUGCUGUGUUGAGCGAAGCAUGUUGCCAUAAGUUACUUAACGCGGAUUAUCCUCAAGAAGUCCUCGGUGGUUAGGCUUGAGGUUGAUUCUGAAACGUUGAUCUGAUUUUGCAAGUCACUGAAGUCCGGUGUUUGAAAGGAUGUGAUGGGCCAAAGGGAGCAAUUAUGGAACUUGACUUGCUGACAUCUCAAAGCUUGCUUUGGCGGUAUGCUAUUUGGGUGGGAUAUAGGUACUAUUGGUGGAGUAAUAGUUAUGCCGUCUUUCAUAAAAUCAUAUCACAUCACUGCCUCCACUGCGGCCAACUUAAACAGCAACAUCGUUAGCACGCUUCAAGCUGGGUGCUUCUUCGGCUCAUUGAUAGCCUACUAUGUCGCAGACCGCUGGGGAAGGAAACCUGCGCUGCUUAUCGCAUCUGGCGUCACAAUACUUGGUAUUAUAAUCCAGUGCUCCGCUUCUGGAUACUUGUCCGCUCUUUAUGUGGGACGACUAGUUGCUGGCUUUGGGGUUGGAGCAGCUAGCAUGUUAACACCACUGUACGUGAGCGAAAAUGCCCCCCGAGCCAUCCGCGGUGGGUUAACAGGUUUGUAUCAACUAUUCAUCGCGUGUGGAACAAUGUUAAGCUUCUGGGUCAACUAUGGGACUCUAAAGAGCAUGACUGGAAAUGCCACUUGGCAGGUCCCGUUAGCGCUUCAGUGUCUUCCGGCUCUCUCUUUGUUCACGGGGAUAUGUUUAUGUAACGAGUCUCCCAGAUGGCUGGCCCGACGAGAUAACUGGGAAAAGGCAACAGCAGUCUUGUCUCGCGUCAGUAAUCUCGCCCCAGAUCAUCCUUACGUCAAAGACGCACUGGCAGAGAUGGCAGAGCAACUUGACAAUGAACGUCGUUUAAUCGGCGGCUCAACCUUUAUGGAUUUGCAGCGAGAGAUGUGGACCAUCAAGGGAAACAGAAACAGAGCUCUCCUCUCCAUCGGGCUUAUGGUUUGCCAACAGAUGACUGGGACGAACGCCAUCAACUACUAUGCUCCAUUAAUAUUCGAGGACUUGGGGAUCAGCACUACUACCAGCUCUCUCUUCGCCACCGGUAUUUAUGGCGUUGUAAAAAUGGUAACCUGCGGAGCCUUCCUGCUGCUCGCCGCAGACUCACUCGGAAGAAGACGCUCACUGCUCUGGACCUCAAUCGCCCAAGGCCUCGCAAUGUUCGUCAUCGGUUUCUACGUCCGCUUUGAUCCCCCCAUCAAAGGGGCCACGAUCCCUCCCGUCGGCUACUUCGCCCUGACCUGCAUCUUCCUCUUCGCAGCCUUCUUCCAAUUCGGCUGGGGUCCCUGCUGCUGGAUCAUCGUCUCGGAGAUCCCUACCGCCCGACUACGAGCUAUGAACGUCGCACUUGCAGCUGCCACGCAAUGGCUCUUCAACUUCGUCGUCGCUCAGGCGGUGCCGCAUAUGCUGGUCACGGUAGGACGAGCCGGGUAUGGGACCUACUUCAUCUUCGGCUGCUUCUGCAUGUCGAUGUUCUUCUUUGUCUACUUUUUGAUUCCCGAGACUAAGGGCUUGAGUUUAGAAAGAAUGGAUGACCUCUUCGGAAUUACGGAGAGCGCUAAAGCUAUUGGUGAUGAGGAAACUGCUAACCCAAGGACUGAGAUCCAUGAGAAGGAAACUUCGCACGUCCAAGAGACUACUACUAGUCCUGAUGUGCGCAAGGGAGCCACUGAGUCUGACGCUACUGUUGAACAUACCGAGAUUCGGAUCUGAGGCCUUUUCCUUUGCUAGCUCUUCGUAUGGAGUCUGGAGGAAUAUAUUAUAUAUCAGGAGAGAAAAGAUGGAGUAACCAUUGAUUUAUUAUCGGACAUAGUAUCUAGUCACCUCGCAGGUCACUUGCAGGAGUAAAUCUUGAAUCAAUUUGCAGGGGAAGAAAAGGACCUUUGCAAGGAAUUUACGACGUGCUGGAGUUCCAUCAGUUUGAACAUCUCCUUCUCCCUCCUAGAUACCUCUGAAGGAGUACCCGUAUUAAAAGCAAAUCCAC
Molecule: messenger RNA, 2045 nt
Organism: Amorphotheca resinae ATCC 22711
Lineage: Eukaryota; Fungi; Ascomycota; Leotiomycetes; Helotiales; Amorphothecaceae
Exons: 6
Coding region: 236-1774 (512 amino acids)
Biological process (GO): carbohydrate transport; transmembrane transport
Cellular component (GO): membrane
Molecular function (GO): carbohydrate:proton symporter activity
Source: RefSeq, a predicted model, not a curated record